AUGAAGCCUGUAAUGAAGAGACCUCUUUUCUGGCUGGUCAUUUUUUUGGCCUUUGUUUUACCAGAAAAUUCGAUAUCGGCUAUGGAUCUGCAGUUACCUAGUAACAAUCAGCCUCGGUGCUUUGGAAUCUCAAGAGGUAAACAUUUUGUUCUUGGAUUUAUUGAUAAUAGCGAUGGCGGCCGCCCCGAAUCCAGGGAGCUGUUUAUUUUGGUGGUGGCGUUCAGUAAUCAGCAAACCACAGUCACCAUCAGCAGCAAGCACGAAAUAGCAGGGGAACCAUUCCAGGAGACCUUUGUGAUCGAUGCAGGUGGAUUUAUAAGGACCAACGUACCGGUUGAACUUGUGAUGGAAAACACUGAGAGAGGCCACAAGGUGCUGGACAUUUCAGCAAGCUCUGAUGUUUCUGUUUACGGUCUGAUGUAUCAAGAUCACACCACUGACGGUUUUCUCAGUAUACCCACCAAUAAUCUUGGCAUGCAAUAUGUGGUGACGACGUCAAGACCAAUAGAUGACGACAAUUCGCAGUUUGCUGUCAUUGGGACAGAGGAUUCCACUUUGGUCCAGGUUAUAUUACGAGGAGCUGUUACAUUCGAAGGGCAGAGCUAUAGUCCAGGUGAUGUGUUGAGAUUCACUGUCAAUGAACUAGAGGCAGUUCAAAUCCAAGGUCGGAUUUUGGUAGAUUUAACAGGAAGUAUCAUUCAGAGUGACAAACCAGUUGCUGUGUUCAGUGGCAAUGAAUGCACAAACCACGCUGGUUCAUAUUGUGACACGGUGACUGAGCAAUUGGUACCCGUUAAGAGCUGGGGACAGAAACACAUCUACACCGCAGCCCGCAGUGACGAUGACAACAUCUACCGCAUUGUUGCUUAUUUCGGCAAAACCAAUCUUACCAUCCCUGGCCUUGAACACCAGUCGUUGGAACCGGGUGAAUUUUGGGAAGGGCGCCUUUCGGGUUCCGGCCUCGUUACGUCAAGCAAACCCGCUCUGAUGAUGCAGCAUUUGGCGUCCAUCGAUGGUAUCACAGUCGACCCCUCCAUCAUUCAGGUUCCUGCCGAAGAACACUUUGGGUUUGUGUUUGGAUUUACGACACCUCCUCACUCAGGAGAAGAUUCCAGUGGUUACUUCAAUUUCAUCAAUAUCAUUGUGAAACGUGAAUCUCGACAAACUGUGUAUCUUAAUCAUUUUCCAAUCAACGGCACAAAUGCGCUUGUAAGCGAUGUUCCUCACACUAGUUACAUAUCCCUUACUGUUCAACUUCCGAAGGGUGAAGGUGUCUACUACGUCGAACAGAUUGACCCUUAUUCAUCACCCCUCUCCGUCAUCGUCUAUGGGUAUGAAAGGGCCGAAUCCUAUGGCUACGCCGCUGGUCUGUCUCUUUCCAGCAAUAAAAAAGUGCUGAGGUUGACACCGUACUAUUUGCGAGAACUUGGUGGCGAGCUUUUCACGAUGACUGUUCCCUGUUUGAAAACAAAUGCUAUUUCCUUUCAAAUUGCCGCAAAGUGCAAAUUUUCUACUGGCUUUGGAGACGUAAUUGUUUCUGGUGAACGCACCGACUCUUACACUGUUGUCUGCAUCACUCCCACCUUUUACAAGAACGGACUUACAUCUGUCUAUAUUUCACUUGACGACGGUGAAUCAUUUCCAUACUCCGGCAUUGUCUACGUUGCAUCUGAAGACGAUCUGCCGCCACUAGUACAAAUUCAACAGGUAAAUUCUGCGUAUGGAGAUGGCAUCAUUAACCUAACCUUCGAUAAUCCGAUCAUGUUCUCCUGGGAUCCUAGAAGUCUUGGUGAAGAAGUUUCACAUGUGACUGUUAUGAUGCAAAAUACAGAUUACGACAACGAUGGGAAUCCAGUCUUGAUGGAAGGUGUUGCAGUGAGGAGCAAUGUCUUGAACAACGGUAGUCUGAUGAUAUAUCCAAGCGAGCUUGACUCCCUCAUUGGUGAUGGUUUGUCUCUUCAAGCAACAUAUCUCACACCAUCGGCUGUGUGCAAACGAGCUUUGCCAUUAGUGAUUGUAUGGGCCAUUAGAAUCUAUAAAGUUUUGAAAAUAGUGAAAAAAAUCUGCAAUAUUCCCAAAUAUCACUUCAAAACCACUGUUCCCACUGGACUUCCUGCAUCUCCUUGCAACACAGGGCAAGCUGACCGAGACCAGAACUUCCAGGAGGCGAAUUUUGCGAAUUCCUUCUUCCAUCCGGGUGCCGAGAAAUGUUAUCGGUCUGUUAAUUCAUUACCAACUGGAGCAGGUCAACAGAGUUGUUACGGAACAGACGGUAAUAUCCUGGUAGGUUCCCCUGGGGGAGGAACAGCCGACAGGUACAGUCCAGGAGAUAACUUCUGGAAACAUCAAUGGUUCGAUGUUCUUCCUUGGCUUUGCUUAUGCAAACUGUCAAGCAACUGUGAAGAAUAUUACAUGUACAGGCCAUCGGAUGAUUGUUCGGACUACGACCCACCUCGACCGGCUGGGGGUACUGGGGAUCCCCAUCUUACAAGUCUGGAUGGCUACAAGUUCACCUUCAACGGAGCUGGAGAAUUUCUGAUGGCGUCUUCUGCAGUACAUAACUUGACCUUUCAAGCCCGUAUGGAGAGGUACCGCAACACCAACGCAUCUGUGUACACGGCAUUUGUUCUUCAAACCAACGAUUCCUCCAAAGUCCAGGUACAGAUGUCUAACAUGAACGAGACAUUGAUUCUUGUAGACGGUGAGCCGUUGCGUCUUGACUCCCUCCCAGUCAAAGUUCAUCACCUCAGAGGUGUUCGAAUCCGCUUCAACUCUGAUAUGACCAAAAUCAACAUAGCAGUUAGUGCUGGCAUCGCUGUCACCGUGUACAUCGACACCGCGGUGAUGUCGUUCAUCGCUCAACUGGACACCAAGUUCCAGGGUCAAGUUCAAGGACUUCUUGGUAACCUAAACGGAAACCCAGAUGACGACCUUCAGUUUCCAAAUGGAACCAUUCUGGAGCCUGGCUCUUCGCUAAAAGAACUUCACGAUUUUGGUUUGGAGUGGUUGGUGGCUCCAGAGGAGUCCAUAUUCACGUACAUUUCCCCAUUUGACUACAGCACAUACCACUUUCCUGAGUUUUCCCCGACCUUCGAGAUUCCUGAUCUGAACGAAGUGAGUCAGGAAAUCAAGGACCUGUGUGGCGAUUCCACUGAGUGUGUCUUCGAUGCGGUAAUCACCGGCAGCCUGUCUUUUGCUAAAGAGACUCUUGUGGUAACAGUCACAAUAACUGAAGUCAAGAAAGGAUUGGUCAAGAUUGUCAGUUGUGGCUACCCGGGUGAUGUGGAGAACGGGUCGCUGUCAGGGUCUGUGUAUCUCGUGAAUGCCACUGUAGAUGUGGCUUGUGAUGAUGGCUUCACCUUGAAAGGGUCUUCCAGAUUGACCUGUCUUGAGGAUGGUCAGUGGUCGUCUGAUCUCCCUGUUUGUGAUGACGUCAACUGUGGCUUCCCGGGGGAUAUGGAGAAAGGGCUAGCACCUGGCAUCAUAGCUGGUAUUGUUGUUGGUGCCGUGAUUGCUGUGCUUGCAAUCUGUGGUCUGAUUUACUUUUUCAGGAAGAGAAACAUGAAGAGAAACAACCUCAUCUACCCCCCUCCCAUCCUAGCCACCCUCUUUGAACAAUCAAGGAUCCACCUCUUUGAUUUUCAAAACUCCAGUGACAGCCACGUUGUGCAACAGAUUCAGAUCAAAUAA
Molecule: messenger RNA, 3690 nt
Organism: Patiria miniata (bat star)
Lineage: Eukaryota; Metazoa; Echinodermata; Asteroidea; Valvatida; Asterinidae
Product: sushi domain-containing protein 2-like
Exons: 4
Coding region: 1-3690 (1229 amino acids)
Source: RefSeq, a predicted model, not a curated record